AUGGAGGCCGCCACGGGAAAGGACAUCGAGAAGCCCGUCGCUGAAAGCGCGACCGUGCAUCGCAUCCGUAUCACCCUGACCUCGCGCAACGUUCGCAGCCUGGAGAAGGUGUGUGCCGAUCUGAUUGCCGGAGCCAAGAAGCAGAAGCUGCGUGUCAAGGGUCCAGUGCGUAUGCCGACCAAGAUCCUCCGUAUCACCACCCGUAAGACGCCUUGCGGUGAGGGUUCGAAGACUUGGGAUCGUUUCCAGAUGCGCAUCCACAAGCGUAUCAUCGAUCUGCACUCGCCAUCGGAAAUCGUCAAGCAAAUCACUUCGAUCAACAUCGAACCCGGUGUAGAGGUUGAGGUGACCAUUGCUGACCCUUAAACGACCCAGCAGACAACUGAGGGCAAAUCGUAUGUUGGUUGUGAUGGAUUGUGGAAAAAAUCUUUUCCGACAUCAUCGCGACAGCUUACGAUUAUCUCUGUCCGCCGUUUUCAUGCAUUACUUUGCAUGUACUAGGCACAAGGCCUUCGAACGUGGGGUGCUAGGUUGAUACAUUUCUUCUGGACUGUAGCAGAGCUUGAUCCCUCUGACAUGCCCCGAAGAUGUUAAUCAACUGUAUCCCGCUUCGUGAAACAAUAAAAAAAACUGUAAAAAGUACA
Messenger RNA from Anopheles coustani, 644 nucleotides. RefSeq names its product small ribosomal subunit protein uS10 (gene RpS20). Gene Ontology annotation, biological process: translation. Lineage: Eukaryota; Metazoa; Arthropoda; Insecta; Diptera; Culicidae. The record is from RefSeq and is a predicted model, not a curated record. Gene Ontology annotation, cellular component: ribosome; cytosolic small ribosomal subunit. The transcript has 4 exons. Bases 1 to 366 code for a protein of 121 amino acids. Gene Ontology annotation, molecular function: structural constituent of ribosome.